Messenger RNA from Mus caroli (Ryukyu mouse), 2040 nucleotides. The record is from RefSeq and is a predicted model, not a curated record. Lineage: Eukaryota; Metazoa; Chordata; Mammalia; Rodentia; Muridae.
GUCCCGGCUGGGGCGGUCAGGCUGGAUGUUGCCUGGGAAGCAGCUCCGGGUUGCAGGGCAGGGACGCGCCCUUCCCCCGUGCAAACUUUCAGUCGCUGCGACGGAAGCAGGAACUUGGUCACGACAAAAUCUGCGGGACCGGUGCGGGAGCUGCCGAACAUCCCCUGCGAUCAUCCCCAGAGCCUUGCGCCGCUUCGCCGGUUCUUUGCAAAAGCGACCUAACUGUCCUUGGGCCCAAGCGCCGCGGGGGCCACAGGGGUCUCUCGCUUGCAGAGAAAAAGCCAUCUGUACAAUUUUCCUGAAGUAAACUGAGACCAGAAGAGCCAUCCUUGAGCAGAAGGGUCCAUCCUUGAGCAGAAGGGUCCAUCCUUGAGCAGAAGGGUCCAUCCUUGAGCAGAAGGGUCCAUCCUUGGUCUCUGCAGAGAGAUCAAGACUAAGCAACAGUUCAGAAUGUUCUUCAGGGGAGCGAGCUUGACUUACGCAUUGGUGGUCAUUUCCUUCCUGACACCAAGGUCGUCUGCUGGUCAGAACUGCCUCACCAAGAGUCUAGAAGACGUUGUCAUUGACAUCCAGUCAUCGCUUUCAAAAGGCAUUCGAGGCAAUGAGCCCAUACACGUGGCAACUCAGGAAGACUGUGUCGGUGCCUGCUGUUCAACAAAAGACAUAGCAGGGGACAAGGCAUGUAAUUUGAUGAUCUUUGACACCCGGAAGACAGACAGACAGCCCAACUGCUACCUGUUUUUCUGUCCCAGCGAGGAUGCCUGUCCGCUGAAGCCAGCCAAGGGCCUUGUGACCUACAGACUCGUCAGAGAUUUUCCGCUGACCAGCGCUAAUUCAUCACUCCAACAGUUAACACAAGGAGAGUCUCUCUCACUUGGCCAUUCGUCACCAGGAGCCACCCCUGGGGUUCGUACCCCAGCAGGUUCCCCAAAGCCCACCGGCCUGUCUUGGAGUGACGGAUCUUCUCUGAAGUCCACAGCCCCGCUGCACUUGAGCAAACACAUCAAGGAUGAUGAAACAAGCACGCAGCUCCGUGAAGAAAAAAGCCAUCCUCAGAGUUUACAACUUCCCUCGGAACUAAAUAUGGCUCAUUUGCUCCCUAAAACUGUGCCGACUCUACCUACCACUGUAGCUGUGGCUCCCCUCCGUAACGUCUCUGCCACCCUGAAGCCUGCGCUUCUGUUGACCAGCGUUUCAGUGACAGCUAAGACUUUGAAGCAGAAGGAGGCCACCACAGCAUCACCUGUCACCAUCGUGACCUCGAAGCUCCCAGCAGUCCCUGAGUCUACAAGUUUUACACCCGUGGUUACACAUCAGGCAGCUUUGACUAACACCUUUCAGGCACAUACAGACUCCAAAGGCAUCUUCGAAACAAUGCCCUUUCAAGGAGGCUCUACGCUGACUUCAGACCCGAGGCAUGGGAAAAGCUCAACCUCAGAGUCUUCCAUUACAAACAAGACUGCUUCCUGGGAGGACAGGAGGGUCAGUGUAGGCAGCGCAUCACUGAACAAGGGUCCAAAAAGCCAGCAUGGCCUUUCAUUUGAGAAGUGGCUUCUCAUUGGGACCCUCCUUUGUGGUGUUUUGUUUCUGGUAAUAGGCCUGGUCCUCUUGGGUAGGAUGCUGGUUGAAGCUCUCCGUAGGAAACGGUAUUCAAGACUUGACUACUUGAUCAACGGGAUCUAUGUUGACAUCUAAAGACAAGUUCGGUAUCUCUUAGUUCAUGUAAGAACUCAUUGCCAAACACACCUGUGUCCCUUCUGCUCAGCCUGUCUCAGCAGGAACCGUAUCUUGAAGAAUAGCCCUACUUCCCUCCUUCCCCCUCCCCCUCUCCCUCUCCCUCCUCUUCCUCCUCUUCCUUUUCCUUUUCGAAACAGGCUCAGGUAGCCCAGGCUGGUUUUGAACUCCUGAUCUUCCUGCCUCUGCCUCCUGAGUUCAGGGAUUGCAGAUUUUUCACUACCAUGUCUGGAUUUUUAAUUAAGAAAAAAAAUUUUUUUUAAUUUUUUUUCCAAUAAUACAGGUGAGGGCCCUCUGCAUGCUAGG